AUGGGUCAACUGAUCUCAAACAUGAUUAAGGAUCUCUUCAAAAAUAAGGAAGCUCGAAUUUUAAUGUUAGGUCUCGAUGCGGCAGGUAAAACAUCCAUUCUCUACAAGAUUCAAUUAGAUGAAAAUGUAACAACCAUUCCAACCAUAGGUUUCAAUGCGGAACAAAUCAGCUACAAAAAGAUUACCUUUACAGUGUACGAUUUGGGUGGACAGGAUAAAAUUCGUUCUCUAUGGAGAUAUUAUUAUGAGAAAACAGAUGCCAUCAUUUAUGUAUUGGAUUCCAAUGACACUGAUCGAUUUGAUGAAGCAGGACAAACCCUUAAACAAGUGAUGGAGAAUUCCUUAUUAGAACAUGCAAAAUUGUUGGUGUUUGCGAAUAAGCAAGAUCUUCCUCAUGCUGCCAAAGUGAGUUCCAUUGUUCAACAACUUGAUUUAAAUUCGAUCAAACAAGAUUGGUUUAUUCAGCCUUGCUCUGCUUUGACUGGUAAUGGCUUAUUUGAAGGACUUGAUUGGUUGUCAUCAAAACUGUAA
Naegleria fowleri is the source of this 531-nucleotide messenger RNA. RefSeq lists its product as uncharacterized. Gene Ontology annotation, cellular component: cytoplasm. NCBI's taxonomy places the organism in Eukaryota, Heterolobosea, Eutetramitea, Acrasida, Naegleriidae. The transcript has a single exon. Gene Ontology annotation, molecular function: GTP binding; GTPase activity. The record is from RefSeq and is a predicted model, not a curated record. The coding region runs from base 1 to 531 and encodes 176 amino acids.